AUGAUCAACAAGUUCUUCCUCCGCGGCCUCGGGUUCUUCAACGACGCGUACGACUUGUCCGUGAUCAACAUUAUCAACGUGAUCCUGGAGCACCAGUACACGACCAAGGUGUACGACGCCCGCAUGAAGUCGAACGUGUCGGCGGCGGCGUUGAUCGGGGCGGUGCUGGGCCAGCUGGCGUUUGGGUUCUUGGGGGACGUGUACGGCCGCAAGAAGUGCAUGAUUGCAACGUGUGCGUUGCUGAUCGUGGGUGGCAUCAUGUGUGCGGCGGCGUACGGCGGGUCGGCGGUGAACACGCUGUGGUUCUUGGUGAUUGCGCGCGGUCUGCUGGGGUUCGGCAUCGGCGGCGAGUACCCUUUGGCAGCCGCGUCGUCGUCGGAAGAUGCGACGUCUCCCCAGGACCGCAACCGGCGCGUGGCGCUGACGUUUUCGUUGCAGGGGGUGGGUUUCGCGGCGGCGUCCCUCAUGGGGCUGCUCAUGGUGAACGUCCUGCAGGACAACGCGCACGACCUGGAAGUGAUGUGGCGCAUCUUGUUUGGUUUCGGCGUGUUGCCCGCCCUGUUCCUCGUGUACUUUCGCAUCACGGCGGAAGAAACGGAGGGGUACAAGAACAUGCUGGCUGGCGACGUGCACGUGGCCAAGGUGCGGUGGUCGUUCAUCCUGCGUCACUACGGCAAGAGUUUGUUGGGGACGGCCGGCACGUGGUUCUUGUUUGACAUUGUGUUUUACGCGCAAAACCUGUUCAGCGCCAGCAUCCUGUCGGUGGUUGGCGCCAAGAGCGACCUCAAGACGAUCGCGCUGCAAAACUUGCUGAUCGCGCUGGUGGCGCUGCCGGGGGGCUGGUCGUCAUGA
Molecule: messenger RNA, 852 nt
Organism: Aphanomyces invadans
Lineage: Eukaryota; Oomycota; Saprolegniomycetes; Saprolegniales; Verrucalvaceae
Exons: 2
Coding region: 1-852 (283 amino acids)
Biological process (GO): carboxylic acid transport; transmembrane transport
Cellular component (GO): plasma membrane
Molecular function (GO): carboxylic acid transmembrane transporter activity
Source: RefSeq, a predicted model, not a curated record